Aspergillus puulaauensis is the source of this 963-nucleotide messenger RNA. Its product is annotated as putative lipase/esterase. Bases 1 to 963 code for a protein of 320 amino acids. Gene Ontology annotation, molecular function: hydrolase activity. The record is from RefSeq and is a predicted model, not a curated record. NCBI's taxonomy places the organism in Eukaryota, Fungi, Ascomycota, Eurotiomycetes, Eurotiales, Aspergillaceae. The transcript has a single exon.
AUGUCGACACCGCCUCCCUCGAUUGAAUUCGACACUGAGCUAGCGCUCAUCCUGCCGAACAUUCCUAUACCAAAGAACCUGACCGUUGAGAUGCUACCGGCCGUGCGGGAAGCCAGCGCAAAGGCCGCGACAGCAGACACUCUCACCCAGGGAAAACCAAUUGCCCACCGGGAGGUUACCAUACCCGGGCCCGAAGGCCCCAUCACGCUCUCGAUCUUCGAGCGGACCACGGAGAGCGCAAAGAGCGGCCGCCCAGGGAUUUUUCAUAUCCAUGGCGGGGGCCGAAUACUCGGGCAUCGGUUCAGCGGCGUUGCAACGAUACUGCAGUGGGUUGUGGACCACGACGCAGUGUGUGUCUCGAUAGAAUACCGCUUGGCACCGGACUCUCCAGGCAUGGUUGCUGUGGACGAGUGCUACAGAGGCCUUCAGUGGAUGGCAGACAGUACUGAUAAGCUCGGAAUCGACCCGCAGAAGUUGAUGAUUGCCGGGCAGUCCACUAGUGGCGGGCUGGCCGCCGGGGUAGCACUCGCGGCACGAGACCGGAACGGGCCUCAGCUAUGUGCGCAGUUGUUGAUGUGUCCGCAGAUCAAUGAUAGAAACAACACCGUGUCAAGCCGACAGUUCCUGGACCGGGGCAUCUGGAACGCCAAGGACAAUGCCUUGGGAUGGGAGUGCGCCCUUGGCACGAGCACUGGCUCGGACGAGAUCAGUCCGUAUCUAGCUCCUGCGCGAGCAGCAGACCUCUCGUGCCUACCGCCAGCAUAUAUUGAUGUCGGCUCUGCCGAGGUCUUUCGUGAUGAGGAUGUCCACUAUGCCUUGAAACUUUGGGAAUCUGGGGUCCAGGCGGAACUCCAUGUCUGGCCCGGGGGGUUCCAUGUAUUCGAGCAAAUGGCGCCAAACUCUGAGCUUGGUCGACGGGUAAUAGCUGCUCGCAAUGCGUGGGUACAGCGAGUAUUAGGAUAA